Molecule: messenger RNA, 6868 nt
Organism: Vidua chalybeata
Lineage: Eukaryota; Metazoa; Chordata; Aves; Passeriformes; Viduidae
Gene: ZC3H11A
Product: zinc finger CCCH-type containing 11A
Exons: 17
Coding region: 3528-6098 (856 amino acids)
Molecular function (GO): metal ion binding
Source: RefSeq, a predicted model, not a curated record
UUCGCUGGGGUUAGUGGGGUUCGCUGGGAUUAAUGGGGUUCGCUGGGAUUAGUGGGGUUCGCUGGGAUUAGUGAGGUUCGGUGGGAAUAAAGCCGCGGUGAGGCGGGUUUUGGACCCGCGGGGCUUUGGGGAGGGCGAGCUGCGUGCCCGGGGCAGGCCCGAGGCCUUUCCUUAGCGCUCGUCCCCUCUCCAAAUUGACGAUCCCAGCAGAGAUAUUUGAUAAAUCUCCUCAUUUUCAGGUCAAAUCUCCUCAUUUUCAGGUCAAAUCUCCUCAUUUUCAGGUCAAACCUCCUUCCUCCCUGUUGUAGCCACGCGUCUGAGGGGCAUUUCUAACGUAGUCCCUCCUCAUUCCCUAAAGGAGCUUCAGGAGCUGAGUAACUCUGGAUGCAGCCGGGCUGAAUUCCCCCGGAGGUUGUUAAAAACAACGCCAUUCGCUGAAUUUUUGGGUUUUUUUUUUUCUUGUUUUUUUUGUUUUUUUAAAGGUUGGAGCUGAGAGAUUUCUGCUUUCUGACGUCGAUUUUUGUUAUGGAAACGCCAAAAAGAGAUUUUUGCUGUUGUUGUUGUUGUUGCAGAGCCUCCAGUGUAUUCCCGGAAUUGCACUCAGGGUCGAACUUCCUAAAAAAAACCCGGUUUUAUUUGGCUAUAAAAAAAUAGAAAUAAAUAAAAGGGAGUUUCCAGGGGAAAUAAAGGAUUUUGGGGUUGGAUUUGGGCACAGCUGAAGCAGAGCAGGAAUUUUCCAGGUGAAACUUCCUGGUGGUGUCACUUGCCAGCUCCAGUGACUUUUUUCCAAGGUGAAAUCCAGGGAAAAUCCAAUUUUUUGGGAUUUAAGAAAAGAUUCCUGUGAGGGGGAAAAAAUUGCCACAGGAAAUCUCUGCCAGGCUUUAGGGUUGAGCUCAGAAAUACAGGAAAAACAAAAAAAAAAAAAAAAAAAAGAAAAUAAAUUUUCUUUAAUUUCUGUUUUAUUCAAGAGUGGAUGUAGCAGCUUCCCUUGGGUUGGAGUUGAUUCCUGAGGAGGAAAAGCUGGAGGAGAGAGAAAAAAAAAGGCUAAAAAAAAGGGUCAAAAAGUGGAAUUCCUGCUGCUUUUCCUUCUUGUGUCACCUGAUAAACAGGAGGUGAAUCAUCAGGAAUUUAAGGCAGGAUUGAAGCAGCAGGAGAGGAUUUUCCAGGGAAAUUCAGGGGUUUUAAAUCCAAGAAUUCCUCACAGGGAGGUGCAGAAAAACUUCUUUAUUUUCCCUUUAAAAAAUCCAAAGGUUGUGUUGGGUUUUUGGCCUGGUUUUUGCUGCCCCUCAGCUGCUGCACUUUUGAUUUUUAGAAUUUUUUUUUAACAAAUAAUUGUUUAAAAAAAAUAUUUCCCUACAAAAGUUUUAACGGAAUUCUGGACAAGAAAUUCUUUAAAAUCCUCAUUAAUUCAUUCAAGACCUGCUGAGUGCACCAGAGUUACUCAUUUUUAUUCAGAUUUUUUUUUUUUAUUGCCACCUUGACACUGCUUUAAAAGUUUUUUUAAUUAACUUUUAUCAUUAAAUCACCUUGAUAAAGCUUAGAAAUAUGAAGGGUUUUGGAGGGGGAGGUUUGGUUGAUUUUUUUUUUCUGUUGCUGUCGUAGAUUUUUAAGGUUUUAUUCCAAUUCUUGAAGGGAAAUUCAAACUCUGAACUGAAACGUGGGAAGGCAAAAAAAGCUGAUUGAAUUCCUGAAGCAAUGAAAUCUCAGGGGGAUUUUCUUUCCCUGCCCCUCAGGGUGGUGGAUGCAGGAAAUGUUGCAUUUUUUUAGGUUGUGGAAAAUCCCUGAGGAAAGGAAAUCCCAAUUUCCAUUCCUGCUUUUAUCCCCCCCCCAUUCCCAGGAUUUCAGUGGUGCCUUCAGCAAAACCAGAAGAAUUCAGGCUCGAAAUCUCAUUUUAACUCCUGACAGCACUGGGGAAAACACCUGGGAAAACUUCAACUUCCACAAGAAGAAAAUAUCCAGGAAUUUUUAGGAAUAAAUUCCCUGGAAAAUCUGAUUUUUGAAGGUUGCAAAAGUGGAGAUGGAAAGAACAAGAGGGAACCCUGCACAAAAAAAAACAACCAAUAAUUAAUAUGAGAACCCAAUUUUUCCUCUCUUUAUUUUAGAUUUGGGAAAAUUCCUUGGCCAAAACAAACCAAAAAAAAAAAAAAAAUAUCCUGGGAAAAUUCACUAGUGUUUGUGUGAGUAAAAGGUUCAAACUGUUUCUUCUUAAGCUGUAAAGAACAAUUUCACUGAGUUCUGUCCUCCCCAAAGAGGGAGAAAUCCUUUGCACAGAAAUGUCUGAGGGGUAAAAAUGACUUUUAGUUGGAUUUUAGCUGGUUUGGUUACGAGGUUGUGUGGAAAAGGAGCCUAAAAAAUCAGAUUUUUAGAAGAAAAAUGGGAUACAUGUGAAAAAAAACUCAAUUUUUGGUGGCACCAAAACCCCCAUGAGCUGCAGGAUUGCAUCCGAGGGGAGCCAAUGAUGGAUGGGUGGAUUAGGGAGCAGCACAAAUGGCAAAAUUGGGAUAUUUGAUGGAAAACCCACCUUAAUUCCUGCCCAAAAUCCCCAACCAAUUCCUGCUUUUCCUUGGGUGAGGGGUGGGGAUGGCUGUGCUUGUCCCUGUGUCCCCAAAUCCCCUCUCACCUCAUCCAAAACCCCUCAAAUAAUCUCAUUUCUCCCCCUGUGAGACAUUGAUGUGGGAAAUGGGCCCAAAAUUCUGAUUUUUUUGGUUUUUUUUUUUUUUUGCUGCUUUUUCUCCUUGUUGUGCUGUCCCCUCCCUGUGGGGUGUGUAUAAACACAUUUCUGGGUUUAUACACACAAAUUUGGGGUUGGUUUUUUUAUUUUUUUUUUUAAUUUACUGUACAGGUGAUAAAGACGGGGGAAGGUUUUUGUGUUUUCUUAAUAGGUGAAGAAAUCUCAGAAGAUCCUGAAAUUGCAACUUACUGAAUUAAAUAAUUAAAAAAAAAUAAAAAAAAAAAAAAAAUUAGAAAUUUCCCCAGCUGUGGAAGAUGGAGCCUCAUUUUUGCAGCCACUUUGAAUCCUGAGUUCAUCUUAAAAAAAAAAAGGCGCUGGGGAUUUUUUUUUAUAUUUUUUGUUGUUGUUUUUUUUAAUUUUUUUUUUUAUUGGAAGAGCUAAAAUAUCCCUGGCUGUCUCCAGUGUGCCAGAUUUGCAAUGGACUCAAUUCCUCCAUUAGUUGUCAGAUUGUUCUGAGAGCACCUCAGAGUUUGGAGUUGUUGGCUGAGAGGUUCCCUUGGAAUUGUCAGGAGGAAAAAAAAAAAAAAAAAACAAAACAAAACAAAAAAAAAGGCAAAAUUCAAAAAUUCUUUCUGCCCCUUUGUUAUUCAUUGACGGACUCCUUCGGCCUACAGGAGAGGGAACUGCAUGGCUGGGAAGAUCAAAGCCUGGGCUCAGCGUGGCCAGGGUCAUUUUUAAAAAGAAGCUGUCAGAGCUAAGCCAGGAGAAGCCUUGGAGAAGCCAAUUCCUGCCCAGGCUGGAGGAGGGAGAGCCCUGGGAGGAGCAAACCCCGAGUAGGGAGUGAGGAUCCUGCAGCAUGUCCAGCCAGGGCGAUGACUGCUACUUCUACUUCUACUCCACCUGCAACAAGGGGGAUUCCUGUUCCUUCCGGCACUGCGAGGCCGCCCUGGGCAGCGAGACCGUGUGCACGCUGUGGCAGGAGGGGAGGUGCUUCAGGAACAUCUGCAGGUUCAGGCACAUGGAAAUCGAUAAAAAGAGGAGUGAGAUUGCCUGUUACUGGGAGAACCAGCCUGGGGGCUGCCAGAAGCACAACUGCGCUUUCCACCACGCCAAGGGGCGCUACGUGGACGGGCUCUUCCUGCCCCCCAGCAAGACCACUCUCCCAAGCCCCCCUGAGGCUGCCGAGGACGAGGUGAAGAUGGUGCAGCUGCAGCAGAACAAACUCUCUGUUCAGUCCAACCCCUCCCCACAGCUCAGGGGGGUGAUGAAAGUGGAGAACUCGGAGAAUGUGCCCAGUCCCACCCAUCCCCCCGUGGUCAUCAACGCUGCAGAUGAUGAUGAAGAUGAUGAUGACCAACUUUCUGAAGAAGGAGAAGAAACCAAACCCCCAGUCCAGCCCCCAGCCACAGAAACCCACAAUGGGCUGAGGGUGAUUUCCACCAGGAAAUCCAACCCCAGUGCAAAGCAAGAUGACAACUUAAAUUUUGGAAUAAAAACCUUGGAAGAGAUCAAACUGAAGAAACUCAAGGAAAAAGCCAAAAAACAAGAAGGUCCUUCAGGAGUGGCUGUGGAUCCUCUCCAAGCCCGGAGCAUUCCCGUGCCAGAGAAGGAAAACGUCCGGACCGUGCUGAGAACUGUGACCCUCUCCUCCAAGGAAGGGGAGGACCCUGUGAUCCAGCUGAAUCUUCCUGACAGACUGGGAAAAAGGAAAACCCUGACAGGUGGGAAAACUUUCCUUCCCCUGAGGAGGAACGUUGCUGACAGGCUGGGGAGGAAGGCAGAGCUGCAGGAAAACACUGAAAAGGCCCCAAAAAGAGGCACAGUUCAAGUCCUGAAGUCCCUGAAGGAGAGGCUGGGGCUGCCCUCUGAGCAGAGCAGCACUGAGACAGACAAAGCUGCCAAGCCCAUCGAGGAGAUCCGGGUGAAAACCCUGGAGGAAAUCCGCCUGGAAAGAGCCAACCAGAGGAGAGGGGAACCCCCAGCCAAAAUCCCAGGAGAAGGAAGGAAAACUGAAGAUCCCAAUUUAGGAGCAAGACCCUCCCCUGCUGUCCGCACCAAAUCCCUGACGGGAGCCCUGGUAGAAAAAAACCACAAAAGGUUGGGAGAGGAGAAGGAAAAAGCCGAGGAAUUCAGCAGCAGGGCCAAAAGUGAGGCUGAUGCCAGGAAACAGAACAUUCCUGCUCCAGCUGUGGCAGGCAGGGUGCAGCUGGCAGAGCCUGGAAGAGCCAAAGGAGCCGGAGAAGUUCGGAUCAAAACCUUGGAGGAGAUCAAGAGGGAGAAGGCGCUGAGGAUGCAGCAGAGUGGGGAGAACCUUCCUGCUGCUGCCCCGGCCGAGGCUGCCCUGAGGGGCAGGAAACUGCUCAGGGUCACCAAGCUCGUGGCACCUGGAAGAGAAGAAAAAAUGAUCGUGGAGCUGAACAAACCUUCCCCCAAAAAUGGCUCUGCACCUGCGGAGAAUUCAGGGAAUUCUGGAGUUCAGGUGAAGAGCCUGGAGGAAAUCAUGUGGGAGAAACGGCAGCUGAAACAACGGCAGGAGGAGAAACUGCAGCAGGGAUCUGGGACAAUUCCAGCUGGGAACCAGGAGAGGAACCAGGAGAAAAACCAGGAGAGGAACCAGAGAAACCAGGAGAAAAACCAGGAGAGGAGCCCGGAGAAGAACCAGGAGAGGAAGCAGGAGAGGAAGCAGGAGAAGCCCCCGGGGUCAGGGAGCCCCGAGGCUGCUGUGGGGUCAGCCCAGCUGGGCAGGAGGAGAGGGGGCAGGUCCCAGGAGGAUGGAGGGACAAACCCAGAGAAGGAUCCAGGGAAAAAGGGAGCUCAGCUGCCCGAGAGGAGAGGCAGAGCCAAAGCCAAGGUGUGCCUGAAGCCUCUGGAUGGCAAAGCCACUCCCAAGCAGCCCCUGAAGAGGAAGGGCCCCGAGGGCCACCCCCCUGCUGUGGUGGCAGUGAAGCCACUCAGUGCCACCAGCGGGGACACCCAGGAGCCCUCAGCCAAGGUUCUUGUUCCCACUCCUGAGGACAGCCUGGGCUCCAAGCCUCGGAGGGAGAAUUCCCAGAGCAGCCCCCAGCUGCAGCCUGGCAGCCAGGGCGAUUCCCUGGCACAGUCAGAGGUGUCGGGAUCCUCCUCUUCCUCCUCCUCCUCCUCCUCCCUGGAGGCUCCGCUGAAGCUGCGGCGCCUGAGCUCGGCCGGCGCCGCCAAAGCCGCGCUCUCGGUGGAGGACGACUUCGAGAAGCUCAUCUGGGAGAUCUCUGGGGGAAAGCUGGAGGCAGAAAUCGACCUGGAUCCAGGCAAGGAUGAGGAUGAUCUCCUGCUGGAACUCUCGGAGAUGAUUGACAGCAGAGAGGGGAGGUUUUUUAUGAAAAAAAAAAAAAACAAAAAAAAACCCGGGGAAACGACGCGUCGCCAAAAAAAAAAAAAAAACAAACCCUAAAAAAGCAAAAUUUCCUCCCGACACCCCGCAGAAACGCUGUAAAUGUUGUUGGAUCCGUGGAGGAGAUGCUCUCCCAGCUGGAAGCACGGUUGGGUUGUUAGGAAUAGGCAGAGUCUGCUCUCAGUUGUCCCCAAAUUCCAGGCUGUUUGUCCCGGCGGCUCCUCCCACACGGGACAGGACAGAGCACUUGGAAUUCCCUGGGGGGACACAGAUCCCACUGCAGAGCUCCCUCCUGGACAGAGAACCCCAAAAAUCCCUGGAGUUACUAUGUCAACUCUGGAAUCCACGGAUGGACUCGGAAUUGGGGGGAAUUCAGGGAAAAGAGGGGGUGGAAAAAGGCGAGGCAGGAUUUUGGACCAAACCCCGCCAGGGUGAGCCUGGCUCCAAACGAUCUGGGGGGAUUUUUCCUGGGAUCCUGAGCUGGGGGGAAGGCAAAAUUCCUCCUGGGAUUUGGGAAAAGGAGCAUUGCUUCAAGUGCCUCUGGGUUCUGAGGAUUUCUCCCUGCAAUGAAGCUCCCACAUCCAGCUGGGAUCCUUUUGGGAGGGGGGGAAAAAAAACCACCUGGAACGUUCCCCCCUUGGCUGCUUCCCUCUUUUCCAGCCUCCUUUGGAGAUGGGAUUGGGUGGAAUCCCCGUGGGUUUGAUCUUUUUUUUUUUCAUUUUGUUUUUUGGGUUUUGUUUUUUCCUGUAAAUAUUUUAUUCUUCCAUUUUAUAUUUGUAUGAUUCUAUUUAAGGGAUUAAAGGUAGGCUGCUCACUGUGGUGUCCAUGCA